GAUGAAGGCGGCCAGAGAGAGAAAGGUGGAGAGAGGGGAGGGGAGACAGCGAUUUGGAUGUGGGCAGUCUCGCGAGUCCGAGUCCCGUCGGUUCAGCCAUGGGCAGCAUCCUUGACGAAAGCUCUCUUCUCUUCUGCGUCUGCUUCAUCUUCUUCUUCGCUGCUGGAGCUGGAGGAAGUGGAGAGGGUGCUGAGAGACGUGAAGGCUGGUGACGUCCGAGUCGUCCCUGUCUCCGAGCGGUACGACUGGGCUGACUUCAUGGUGAUCGCUUCAGGCCGCUCCGCGUGGCAUGUCAAGAACAUUGCUCAAGCGCUCAUCUAUAAGGUGAAACAGAAGCAGAAGGGAGCUGAUCGGUUGAUGCUGCCGAGUGUGCAAGGGCAUGAAUCCGGACAGUGGGUUGUUAUAGAUUCUGGUGGCAUAAUCGUGCAUGCACUUGAUGAGAAGGCCAGAUCCUACUACAAUUUGGAAAGCCUUUGGACAACAGAAAUGCAGCCGAGGGCUCCAAAUCAGGAGGAUUUGGGGAAGGCCCUUGCAAAAGUUCGUAGGAAACGAAAUAAUUCUAAGAAAGUCACAGAGAUCACUACCAAGUCUUGAUAAUGUGAUUGACCUCACGCUUCAUGCUUGCACUUGUACAAGAACAAUCUAAAUUCCCAUGCUACAGAAUUUUUUUGUCUGCAUGUCAUAUUCUUCUGUUUUUCGUCCAUUUGAUAGAGUGAAUACAGUACUGGAGCAGUGGAAACCAUGUUAAGGUCCAUUUUUAAAGGUUACCAACUUGGAGUAGCUCAAUAACGUACGUCUAUUCCUCGUGCCUAGACAGUUUUCCGUUGGUGCUGCUCGGUUACAAGUGCAUCGCCGGUUUCUUGAAACAUCGCAGCUGAAACGGCAGGCAGCUGUAGUGAUUGUGUAAGAAAACAAUGUACAUAUGUUCCUGAUAACAUCACUCUUGGUCUUAAUUUCUCUAUCUUCUCGUAGAGCUAACUGCUGGUGGAAGUAAAACUCUCUUUGGCCUCAUAACGGCUGACUUUCAAAUUUUA
Messenger RNA from Nymphaea colorata (pocket water lily), 1034 nucleotides. RefSeq names its product protein Iojap-related, mitochondrial. The coding region runs from base 58 to 594 and encodes 178 amino acids. The record is from RefSeq and is a predicted model, not a curated record. The transcript is spliced from 4 exons. Lineage: Eukaryota; Viridiplantae; Streptophyta; Magnoliopsida; Nymphaeales; Nymphaeaceae. Gene Ontology annotation, molecular function: ribosomal large subunit binding. Gene Ontology annotation, biological process: negative regulation of ribosome biogenesis; negative regulation of translation.